Messenger RNA from Ixodes scapularis (black-legged tick), 600 nucleotides. RefSeq lists its product as uncharacterized. Lineage: Eukaryota; Metazoa; Arthropoda; Arachnida; Ixodida; Ixodidae. Bases 1 to 600 code for a protein of 199 amino acids. The record is from RefSeq and is a predicted model, not a curated record. The transcript is spliced from 2 exons.
AUGGCAGCGCGCGGGACGGCACUGCCAGGCUUUCUGGAAGUGCCUUGCACAGCUUUUUAUAAAGCAAAGCCCCAUGCCGCGACAAAAGAGUCGGCCGACCGAUUACUAGAAAAGAUUGCUUCCAGGAACACAUCCGACGUCGGAGAAAGCGAUGACGAAGAUGACGUUGCUCAAGAAAUAAUCGAUGAGAACAUAACCUCUGGACGCGAAAACGAAGAAAAUGUGCACCAGACUCCACUAUUGCAAGACAGAGGUCCGGAGGAAAAUGUUGUGAAGAACUUUCAGUGGAAAAAGAGAAGAUUCGACCCCCCACCAAAUAUCGACUUCAGCGGCCACGGCGACUGCCUACCUGAGCCGGACGAAACGUGUACACCGCACACGUAUUUUUCAAGGUACGUGCCAGAAUCCAUUUUCAAGUGCAUGGCGGAACAGACGAAUCUUUACAGCGUCCAAGAAACCCACAAUAAUGUGAACACGACAGCUGACAAAAUAAGGAAGCUUUUUGGUAUCCAUAUUCUGAUGGGUGUCAUUGCUCUGCCUCGCGUCAGGCUCUACUGGGACCCCAUCAUGAAAGUUCGCUGGAAGCGAGACCAUGUCUGA